Anisakis simplex (herring worm) is the source of this 393-nucleotide messenger RNA. NCBI's taxonomy places the organism in Eukaryota, Metazoa, Nematoda, Chromadorea, Rhabditida, Anisakidae. The record is from the annotation of a GenBank genome assembly.
AUGACGUUGAUCAAUUCAACAGUGGUGUUUAUAUCGCCGAAACCAAAUCCACGACAACAAAUAUUGGUGAGUGAGGUGCCUCGUAAACCGAAUCCAAAAUGUUACACGUGUUCGGAACAACGUGAAUUGAUUGUGAAAACGAACACAAAACUGACGACGGUUCGAUCGUUCGAAGCGAAAUUCUUGAAAGGAAUUUUGAAUAUGGUAGCGCCGGAUGCGAUCAUCGCAACCAACUCGAAUAUUAUCGUUUCGAGUGAAGAGGGAGAAACUGAUGCGAUUGCCGAUCGUAAACUGGAAGAAGUUGGAGUGGUGAAUGGAUGUUUGCUGUCUUGUGAUGACUUUCUGCAGCAAUUCAAAGUACGCGUUCAGGUGUCGCAUGAUGGCACGUUAGAG